GUGUGACGUCUAAUCUGCUCGACCAAAAAACGGCAUGGCUUCCAUUUGACAGGAAAGUACCUCAUGUUUCAGCCCUGCCACCAUUAUUCAACAUUAUAACGAUACGAGCAUGGAUGUAACCGAGGCAAACGGCGAAAGUUUCGGAGUAGAGGUUGUUCUACAAGAGGGCAAUAAAACAGCGCCGUGUUGUCCGCAUGGUGAGUUUAUAAAUAAUAGGAAACACAAACUCCAGUCAGAUGUCGUAUCCAAAUAGCGUUAAUUGACAUAUUUUUGUCAUACUACGACUCAUACGGUAUAUAAUCUGACUUAUUCUUAAUAAGUGUUAUCUUUUAAUGAAUUCGGCAUAGGUUUAAAUAGUUGUAGCCGGAUUUGUCGAGUCAAAAUCGUGGAAAUGAUCCUUUAUUUUGCUAUCUUUGUUUUUAUCAGGAAACGUACAAGGAUAUAAACGUUAUUUUGGAUGGGGUUUGGCUUUUAUCUCAGGUUCUAACCCUCUAAAUUAACCAAAUGUCUCGUUGUUUUUCCAGGGCCAACCCUGCUGUUUGAGAAAGUCAGUAAAGAAGGUGAGACUGGCAGGAGGUUUUACGCCUGUUCAGCCUGCAGAGAUCGAAAAGACUGCAAGUUUUUCCAGUGGGAGGAUGACAAAGUAGGCUUGUAAAAGUGAAAACAGUCACUGUAAGUAAUAAGCCUGAUGCUUGAUCUUUAUUGACCUCCUUGCAUGUUUCCUACAGGUGUCUGAAGCCAGGCUUUUGGCCAGAGAAGCAGAGAAUAAGUCAAAGAGACCUCCGUACACUCAGAAGGAGUACUGCAGCAGGUAAGAGGUCUACAGCAACCUGUUGUUGUCUCUCCUGAAUAUUAAGCUCAAAGUUGCUUUCAUGGAUUAUACUGCCACAUAUAAAAAGUUUGUGUUUUGUUCCUCAGGUUCAGAAAGUUCGACUCCCUCAGUGUGGUUGAGAAGAAGUUCUGUCAGGAUUGUCAGAUUUUGCUUCUGCCAUCAGAGCACCAGGCUCACUCCUCACAUAGAAUCACAGGGGUCUCCGCGGGUCAGCUGAGGAGGCCCAGUGUGCUGCUGCGUCCUCUGGAAAACAAGAAGAGUAACGCCCAGUACCUGUUCACCGACCGCAGCGCUCACUUCCUGCUGGACACACUGGCUGCUCUGGGCUUCAAGAAGGUGCUGUGUGUGGGGACACCAAGGUUAGUCUGACGAAUUAAAGUUUGUUUUCUUAUUUAAGACGAAUUCUUGCAUUUUUGAGACCUGGACCCAUUUUAGAAUGUUUGAAAUGGGGAUAUGUGGCGAAUAUGUAGGAUGCAAAUUUUUUUUAAUUCUUCCUGAUAUUUUAGAACUGAUUUUGGCUGAUGUUAGUACUGAUACUUAAGCACCUUUCUUUCAUUGCAAAAGUACAAACUGUCUCUUUGAAGCUGUCAUCAUUUGAGGUAGUUUCAUAACAAACCAGGACUGAUCCCAUCUGACUUAGAUUGGAACUUUAUUCACUUUGUGUUCAGUGUUUCUUUACCUCAGGCCUUUUUAUUUUACAAGAUGUGAAAACCAUCUCUCACAUCAUCAAUUAAGAAACAAAUAUUUAAAGUAUAUUUGGGUCCAAAGUUGGAACCUCAAAUCAAACUUUCUUCCGACAUAUAAAAAUGGUUCCCAGCUUUUCAGAACUGCUGAUUUCUUUCCCAUGCUUGAUUAGUAAAACACUCUGAAAUGUUUUGGGUUUUUUUCUUUGCUUUUGAACUAAAUAUCUGUCUGUGAUUCUACUGUAGAACUGUAUAAUCUUUCCAGUUAAGUAGAUGCCAGUGAUUGUGGAUAAGGAAUUGAAGUCUAGGAGGAUAAUUUUAGGAUGGGGGAUUUUGGUAAUUUAUUUGGUAAUUAAAUGUGGACUGGUUCAUAUUUUUGGUCAACCUAAAGAUAGCAAGAUGGACAUACAUUUGGCGAGCAGCACAGUCAUGGUAGUACAUUUUUGCACCCUGUUGUUGUAUUUGUCAAAGUUUUGUCUUUAAUUUUAAUGGAUUUGGUUUCUGUUCUUGUGCCAUUAGCUACGAAAAAAAGCACAUAAUGUGACCUAAAAUACUGCUGUUUUUUGUUCCAGUGUUUAAUGUUUGCUUACUUGCAUGCCAAAUAUAGAUAAAAGGUGCCAAAAUGUGCAGUAUAAGGCCACUGCUGGCUGUCACCGGGGCUUGUUUGAAGUUUGAACACCAAAUUCCUAAUGACUGCUACUCUGUUCUUGUAAAAUGAGUGGUCAGGAAACACCAAAUAUCGGAGUUGUAAACACUGUCAGACAUUUUUAUUACUGAAUAUAAAGAAUAAUGAUAUUUUUACUGUUUCUAACAGGCUGCAGGAGUUGAUCAAGUUGAGGAACCUGGAGCACAAAGACAAGCCAAUGAAGAGUCUGCUGCUGGAUAUCGACUUCAGGUCUGUUUUUAAGUUUGAUGUUUUCUUAGUAAAGCUGAAUUACAGGUUGCAUAGGUUCUUGUUGGUUAGACCAUUAUAGUCCGUGACAGAGCUCCAAGUGGUUUGGCCAGAUCUGGUUCUCUGGUGUUUUCAGGAAGCGUACACAGGGGUACAACAGCUCAGUAAACUGGUGGUGAGCUCGGUCAAACACAGGCGUCACAGCGGCAGAAAACCUCUGCAGGACCGUCAUGUUGUCUGCAUCAUAAAACACCAGCUGACCUUUCUCGUAAUUCACCCACACGCCCACCUUCAUUAGUGGCGUCUGCCCCACUCCCUGGCAGGCCACAUGCCGGUCAUUGUGCCAGGCUUUAAGAUGACCGUUACGGAGCUCCACACACCAUGAGUUCCUGUUCCGGCCUAGUUUGGCGCCCUUGUCCCGCCCCUUCCUCUCCAAACAGGCAUAGGCCACGCCCACAGCCCAGGCUGAACUGCAGCGCACGUCGACCUCCCAGUAGCUCUGAGGGGCUGGGAGAGGGUAGCCCCCCAGGGCACUCCAGACUUUAUCAAACUGAAGAGGGUGCUCUGGAGAGGAAUGGGCAGAGCCCGGGAAAAUCAUGCCCCGCCCAUUUGGGGUAACCGUGAUCUCACUGUGGCAGGUCUGCCUGUCAAUCACCAUGAGAGAUGUCUCUGAAAUUAACAAGAGGAGAGAGUUUUUUAAUGAAUCUUUGAGUUUUGCUCGUUUAUAGGAGACAGAGAGGGACUGAUGGACUGUUGUGUAGAAAUUUCUGCAUGUUGUUCCAUUGAUAAAAUAUCUGUUACACUUUAAGAGUCUUUUAGUGAGAAUUAUCACCAGAAUGAAGCCAAAGCUCUCGAAGUGAAGAAUUUUGCAUGGUCCCUUUAAAAUAAUGUGAUGCAAAGGCUUAGAUACCGAUCAGAAGAGUCUUCCUCUGCAACUGAGCUUUCAGCUGUUUGGAGAUGGUUGAUAACGUCUUCAGCAGCUUCUCAAAUCUCUCCUCAUUCAGACGGAUUUCAGUUUCAGAGGCGUCCGGUUUCUUAGGACUGAGACAGAUCAAUCAAUCAAACAUUAUUUAUCAAGCGCUUUCCCUACAGGAAUGUAACUCAAAGUGCUUUACAGUCUUGUUAAAAACAAAAACAAUCAGAGAGGGAGAAGUGAGACAGAGAUCUGGUUUAGAGCUGGAACCUUGUUAUGUUACCGUGCAGUGCUUUACCUCAAACUCUCACACUGACCCUGCAGAUGAAACACAAACAGACGCUGAUUAAAAAAAGUCAGUCACUGUUUUAUUUGAGUGUAUUACCCAGCAGCUUUUGAGUCAGACCUUCUCAGUGUCCUCGUCUUUCCCCGCACCCUCGCUCAGCGCUCUCUGUAUGCUGUUGAUGCUCUUGGAGACGUGGGCCUGGUGUUCUUUCCAGUUCUUCAGAACCUGCUCCAGUCUGGUUCUGGUCUGUCUCAGGUCCAGCUCUAGACAGUCAAGGACUGCCUGCUCAUCCUGCUUCAGGAUGGAUUGCAUGCUCUCAAAGCGCUCUCGAACUUGCUGCUUCAUCAUGUCUGUACUUCUCUGCAGAGUGAAUCAUGGAGAGAAAGAUGUCAUUAUUUCUAAUUAGGGGUGUCCCGAUACGAUAUUGAUAUAAGAUAUUGGUCCAGUAUCAGCAAAAAAUCAAAUAUCAGAUUAUAUCGGCCUAAGAGUCUGAGAUGAAACCCUAUAUUUCAUCUUGGACUCUCAGAUCCUCUGACCUGUGCCUUCUGACUGUCCCUAGGUCAGUAGUUCUCAAGUCCAGUCCUCGUGCCCCCCUGUCCUGCAUGUUUUGGAUGUUUCUCUGCUCCAGCACACCUGAUUCAAAUGAUUAGCUCGUUAUUAAGCCAUUUCAGAGCUUGAUAACGAGCUGGUCAUUUGAAUCAGGUGUGUUAGAGCAGGGAAACAUCCAAAACAUGCAGGACAGUGGGGGCUCGAGGACUGGACUUGAGAACCACUGCCCUAGGUCAAGAUUAAAGUUCAGGGGUGACCGGGCUUUUUCCAUUGCUGCGUCUAAGCUCUGGAAUGCGCUUCCUCUUCAUGUCCGACUGUCCCCCUCACUGUCUGUUUUUAAAUCAAAUUUGAAAAAACACUUUUACUUCUUGGAUAUUAACUCCUUUUAACUUGGCCUUUUAAUCAUUUUUUUACCAUCUAUGUCCCCCUGUUUUUAAUGGGUUCCUGAGUCUUUGUUUUAUUGUUCUUGUAAAUUGUCUGUUUUUUAAUUUUUUACUGUACAGAACUUUGGUCAGCAUUUUGUUGUUUUUAAAUAUGCUUUAUAAAUAAACCUGGAUUGGAUUGGAUGCAUCUUAAAUCUCACAAGCAGUCCAUUCCAGACCCCACGCCAGCACCACUAUCUAGCAGCACCCAGAUCCAGCAUGUAUCUGUAGUAAUAAGGUACCAACAAAGUAGGAAGGAGUAAGAGUGUUGUCGGCUGUGUGGCAGUAUUUUUUGUUGAAGUCCAAAAUGUUGCAGCUGAGUGCAUGAAUUGUCAUGCACAAGUUUGUGCCAUUAUCAGAUCAAUAUCGGUAUCGGCCAGUAUUGAAGGCUACAAUAUCUGUAUCGUAUCGGAGGUAAAAAAAACAGUUGUAUCAGGAUAUCGCUAUUUCUAAUGUCACCAAAGACUUAAUACACUUAAAUACAGUGAAAGAGAUCAGGUCCAGGUCUCACACUCACAGAAAGGUUUGCCUUGCGUUUCUUUAGAGACUGGAUGUGAGCUUCUGUUUUUGACCUCUCUGCCUGCAGGUCCUCCAGUUGUUUGGUGAGCUGCUCCUGCAGAGUUUACAGCAGAGUUACAAUAUUUAUUAAACUUACCUUUACACUUGUCUAAAGUCUAGAAUCUUCGACUAGUUUGGCUCCAGUUUUUACCUGAGAAGGCUGUCCGGCGCUGGCCGCAUUUUUCUUUAGUUUUGGAGAACGAGGAAAAGGUUGAACGCUUCUGUCAUCAUUUGAGUCCAGAGGAGAGAAAGUGAAUUUAUCUUGUAAUAUACUGUGUGAGUCUGCAGAGGGCACCGCAAGACCACACUGUGUUGACUGUUCAAGUUCAGCGUCGGAUAUGUCUUUUUCUGCCAUUUCUGCUGACUGGAAAAGCAGAGACAAACAAGUCAAACAUAAAGCCUCAUUCACAGUUAUUUUAUUCCUUUUUAUUGUCCAAAGUUUUACUUUGUCUUUACUUUGCCUGCAGGAAAACCUGUUCCUCAGGAAAGCCAGAAAAAAACAUGUCUGUCCUGAUUCUGUGCGAAGAUUUUUUCUUUUUUUUUUUCCUUUUAGACAAACUGAAACAAAAGAGUGUUACAGCUUUUUCUAAGUUAGGCAUUUAAAUUAGCAUACUCUGCAUAUAAACAGCUGCAAAAUAUUGAGUUUUUGAGCAGCAUGGCUCCCUGUUAAGAGUGGAAUCAAAGUUGUACCUCGAUAGUAAAAGGAAGGGUAUGCAUGCAUGAAAUAAAAGUGCAUAUUCAAAUGUAGACUCUGUCUUCAGAGCAGUUUUUAAUCAUGUUUAGAAGUCCUUACCUGAGGUCUUUCUUUAGCGUGUCUGCUGUGUGUUUCUGUGAAGAAUGUGCAGAGGUGCACAGAGGGUGUGUUCUCUUGUUACAAGAACCAGCCUGCCACACACAUACACACACACUCUCACACAGCUUAUCGUUUCCUGGAUACACACUUGAGGAUUUACUGUGUGUUUGCUUAGUGUGUGUGUGCACAGUUGAUGAGUUCAGACUUGCUCUUAUUUUCCAGCCUCCAGUCUGUGCAGAAGGAAAGGUGAUUUGUCCCAAUUUGUUUCAACUAGAACUGGUAAAAUCUUUGGAGGCUGAUUCCAAGAUUUUAUUUUUAAAGAUACAAGACUGCAGAGAGAGUUAGCGAUGGUGAGAAAAAAAAACUGCCAAGUUUUGUCAAGGUGGAUUUGGUCCCAAUGAGGUGAAUCUCUCUUGUUUAGUUUCAGGAAGUUGCAGGAGAAUCAGGGUUUGAUUUUCUUUGGGCAGUCAGAGAGAAAAGUGGGUGGCAAGAAGGAGACAGGUUUGGUGAGCAGGUCGAGCUGAGUAUAAUCUCUUUACCCUUAGAUGACAAAACAGCUCAGCCCCUUAACAGAUUUAAUCAGGCAUUAUUAAAACGAGUUGAGCCUGAUCAUUUCUGACCUUCUUACAUUGCUUUUAUGGUGUUUAUAUCACUAUUUAUGUGUUUUAGUGUCUUUUUACCAAUAUUUGUCUUUGAUAGUAUGUUUUAGUCUUGUACAACACUAAAAAUUUGCUAUGAAAAUAAACGCUGACUUGACCACAUGAAUUGUUUCUGUUUCAGAUACGCUCAGUUCUACAGCCAGAAUGAGUUCUGUCACUACAACAUGUUCAAUCAUCACUUUUUUGAUGGAGAGGUAAGAGUUCAAACUCUGAUCUGUUUCAUGUGUGUAGUAACCAACUCAGUAUAGUCACGUUUCGGUGUCUUUCCUCAGGCUUCCAGGGCCGUCCUGCAGUCCUUCCUCUCAGAGGCGGAUGGGGAGAAGGUGGUGAUGGUGGCCGAUCCUCCAUUUGGUGGUCUGGUGAAGCCUUUAGCCAACAGUUUCUCUCUGAUCUCACAGAUGUGGAGGAAACAGCAGAGUCCUGGUCGGUGUUAAUGUGCUGUUUAUUAUCCAUUUUUUAUGAGGCUUUUCUGUAUAAAUCAGUUUGAAUUAAAGCAAACAUCCAUAUCUUUGUUGCUGCAGACAGCAGCAUCACUGAGCUGCUCAUGAUGUGGAUCUUUCCGUACUUCUUUGAGCCUCGCAUCCUGGAGUGUCUCCCCUCGCUGACCAUGCUGGACUACCAGGUACCACUGAUGUUGAAUAACAUUUGGUGGACGUAAUUAACAUAUAAAGAAUAACUGAUACAUAUUUAAGGCUCUCAGAACAUUAUGGUAUUUUUCUUGGAUGAUCCAGGUGGACUAUGACAACCAUCCUCUGUACAAACACGGGAAGACGGGCAGGAAGCAGUCUCCUGUCAGACUCUUCACCAAUAUUUCACCAAAAAGUGUCGUCCUACCUAAAGAGGAGGGUUACAGGUACAAACACACUCACAAAUACAAUCAGGUCAGCACAUAGGGGAGUCUGUCAGGAACACAUAAUGACCUGUGGGUGUUCUGCAUGUUUAGGUCCACUCUAUAAGGAAGGAAGCUAAACCUGCAGGUUUAUUUAUAUUGAAAGGUUGGUUUGGCUGUGUUAAAAGUAACACCCCUGGCUCUUAAAGAAAAUAGGAAUAGACUCAUUGGUUUGGAUUGUAUAACACCCAGAUUGUGCGCUGUUCAACUAGCAAAACACAACCCAAAAAUGGCCGCCUUUCUUAGCAGCAUUUACUGUUUAGACUUUAUGCUUUAAUCCCCAAAAAUGGGACAUUUAAGCCUCAUUUUAACAACUUUUUUUCACUUGUUCAACCUGCUUAUUCAGCCCUUUUCUAACUAAACAUACAACCAAUAUAAACACAAACAAUAAUGUUUGUUUUUCAACAUGUAGUGUUGACAGAUUUAGGAGCUGAUACUUGAAUCUUAUGUUUUGUGUUAAAGCUCUUGUAUCUCUUUCUCCUGACAGAUUUUGCUCCGUGUGUCAGAGAUUUGUCUGGUCUCUGAACAAACACUGCUCUAAAUGCAACGUCUGCCCAUCAAAAGUAAGAAACCACCACCAAAGGCGUUUAUCUCUGUAAAAUAACAGGAUAUGACGCUCCUUUUUUUCUCUCUUAUUGUGUUCAGGACGGCAGAGAGUGGAAGCACUGCUCGACGUGUGAGAAAUGUGUCAAACCAUGUACGUAAAUAUGCAAACAGAUACAGGGGAAGGAUGUAGAUCUGCAUGUGGAUGUUUGCACUCAUUACGGUUAUCUUUCUCCUUUAAGCCUGGAGACACUGUCAGUCCUGUAGCCGCUGCGCCCUCCCAGAUCAUCCUUGUGGGCAGAGUCAGGGGAAGCAGGGCUGCUUUAACUGCGGCAGCCUGGAGCACAAACGGAAAGCCUGUCCCGUCAAAGACCAACACAGGAGCAGCAGGUGAGCUCAGAGAGCGAGCUCUGCCUCGGGUUCAGUCUUUAUUCACCUCAUUAACAUGCCUUAAUGAGUCACGAUUUACAUGCCUGGACUUUUUUUUCUGCUCUCUGUCUCUCCUCAGUCAAAGAUUUAAAGGCAAAAAAGGAGGAAAAAAUGUUCCCCAGCGCCCUGCCUUCAAACCGAAAUCCAAGAGGAAGUCUGGAGCAGCUCGCAGGGCCAAGAAGAUGGCCGCUCAGUCUGUGUGACCUCUCAAUCACCCUGAAUCUGGUUAGAGCUCCAAACAUAAUCACUGGGUUUGGAUUUUUAAGUAUCUGUUGCAGUGGAAUAAAAUAAGAAAAUGGGAAA
Messenger RNA from Xyrichtys novacula (pearly razorfish), 8751 nucleotides. The record is from the annotation of a GenBank genome assembly. Lineage: Eukaryota; Metazoa; Chordata; Actinopteri; Labriformes; Labridae.